AUGCCUGUGUUCUCGCAUGCUUUCCCCCCGCAUAAACUCAGUGCUGACGCGGUCAGACAGCUGGACGAGCGCAUACAAAACGCGGGAACGGAAGUUGUGGAGGCGAAGCAAGGGGCGGGGUCUGCCACGUUGUCGAUGGCCUACGCUGCAGCUUGUUUCGCGGAUAAGAUCAUUCACGCCCAGUCGGCAUAUGCCUUCAUUAAGAAGCCGAUGUGUGGGUUGGAUUACUUCGCGACGAAGUGCAAGUUUGGAGAUGACUGCGAGGUUGCUAAGGUGGAGGCGUUGCCUGAAUUGAACGACUACGAGGAGACGAGGCUGCAGGCGGUUAAGGCUAAGCUUGUUCAAGAUAUCCAACGCGGUGUGGACUUUGUGAAGGAACACUAUUCAAGCUAA
This is a messenger RNA of Perkinsus marinus ATCC 50983, 393 nucleotides long. Its product is annotated as malate dehydrogenase, putative. NCBI's taxonomy places the organism in Eukaryota, Perkinsozoa, Perkinsida, Perkinsidae. The coding region runs from base 1 to 393 and encodes 130 amino acids. The transcript has a single exon. The record is from RefSeq and is a predicted model, not a curated record. Gene Ontology annotation, molecular function: L-malate dehydrogenase (NAD+) activity. Gene Ontology annotation, cellular component: cytoplasm.